AUGGCGGCCUCGCCGACAGGCCCCGGUGGGCCCGGCGCCGCCGCGCUGUCCUCGUGGACACCUGCCGCGGUGCGCGCCACGCGGCCGACGGCGCGGAAAACGCGCGGCCCUCGGGCCUCGGCCCCCGCCGCCCCCGCCGCCCCCGCCGCCCCCGCCGCCCCCGAUGCCCACGCCGCCUUGCAGCGGGCGGCCGCGCCGGGGGGCCUGGCGGCGCAGGGACGGCGGCCGGGGGCGGCUGCCGGGGGCGGAGCUGCCGCCGAAGUCGCUGGGCAUCCUGCGCCGUCCAAGGCUGAGCCGCCUCCGCCAAACAUAAACACCGGCUCGGCGCGCCGCUCCGCGCCGGCCGGAUUAGCCGGGAUUUAUGGCGGCCGCGGGGGCGGCGACAGCGGCCCGUGCAAUAUCUGCCCGCCCCCGGCGCUUCCCUCCUCUAAAUUGUUACCGAGUUACUCGGCGCCACCUCGCCGCCACUGCGGCGUGGGUGUCCUGCAGUUCGUGUCACCCCGCUCCCUUGUAUUCCGUGAAAUGUAA
This is a messenger RNA of Schistocerca cancellata (South American locust), 528 nucleotides long. Its product is annotated as translation initiation factor IF-2-like. NCBI's taxonomy places the organism in Eukaryota, Metazoa, Arthropoda, Insecta, Orthoptera, Acrididae. The coding region runs from base 1 to 528 and encodes 175 amino acids. The record is from RefSeq and is a predicted model, not a curated record. The transcript is spliced from 4 exons.